AUGAAGCGCUUCAGCAACAGAAUCGUCAAUCUCUCACGAGGCAAGAGUGAUGGCAAGUCGUCGAAGAAGAAUAAGGACUCGAAAGACGGCACAGCCUCACCUUCUGGCCGAGAAGGCCAGUCGCCGGUCCUAACCCCUUCGUCGUCGACAUCGACCCUCAACGAUAUUCGCAACAAGCCUUUACCCCCGAAUAACGGUGGGGCACAAGCCGGCGAUUCUGCUGCUUCACCAGGCCCAGGCAGUCCAGCUGCACAAGGCAGUGUUCCGGACCGGUUCAGCAGCAUGGGUUCCCAGUCGCCAAACGGGUCUUCUACUCCUUCGCGGCACGGCGCGCUUCCUCCCACCAUAUCCAUCAGCCCCAGCGGUCCUCAUAUCCCGCCCCCGGGUGCUGCCGAGACCAUGCCUCACGACCUUGCCCCUCCAAAAGCCGGCCAGAAGUCGACAAUGUUCGAUCGCCUCCAAAACACACCAAAGGAUGUCCCCGAAGGCCUUCGGACGCCCAAGAGACAACAUUCGUCGCGAUUCGAUAUCUCCGCUGAUCGAAACCUUGAUAAGCUGCCUGGAUUCCAUGAGGUGCCGCCUAACCGUCGACAAGAGCUAUUCAUGCAGAAGAUUGACCAAUGCAACGUUAUCUUUGAUUUCAAUGAUGCUAGUGCCGAUAUGAAGGCCAAGGAGAUCAAACGUCUCGCUCUGCACGAGCUACUUGAUUACGUUGCGAACAAUCGUCAGGUCAUCACUGAGCCGAUGUAUCCUCGCGUCGUCGAGAUGUUUUCCAAGAACUUGUUCCGACCGAUCCCUCCGCCAAUGAAUCCUCAGGGUGAGGCUUUCGACCCGGAAGAGGACGAGCCUGUUCUGGAAGUUGCCUGGCCGCACAUCCAAGUGGUGUAUGAGUUCUUCCUCAGGUUCAUCGAAAGCCAAGAUUUCAACACGAACAUUGCCAAGUCCUACAUCGAUCACAGCUUUGUGCUUCAACUGUUAGAGCUCUUCGACUCGGAAGAUCCUCGCGAGCGGGACUUCCUCAAGACAACUCUGCAUCGUAUCUAUGGCAAAUUCUUGAAUCUCCGAUCAUUCAUUCGACGGUCCAUCAACAAUGUCUUCUUCCAGUUUACUUACGAAACAGAACGGUUCAAUGGUGUUGCGGAGCUGCUGGAGAUCCUUGGGUCAAUUAUCAAUGGCUUCGCCCUGCCUCUCAAGGAGGAGCACAAGCUCUUCCUCACUCGUGUGCUUCUCCCUCUCCACAAGGUCAAGAGCCUCAGCAUGUACCACCCGCAGCUUGCAUACUGUAUCGUUCAAUUCCUUGAAAAGGACGCCUCGCUUACAGAAGAAGUUGUUCUCGGCCUCCUUCGUUACUGGCCCAAGGUCAAUAGCACGAAGGAGGUCAUGUACCUCAAUGAGGUGGAAGACAUAUUCGAAGUGAUGGAUCCCGCAGAAUUCGCCAAGGUUCAAGAGCCUCUUUUCCACCAAUUGGCCAAGUCGGUGGCGAGUCCCCAUUUCCAGGUUGCCGAGCGGGCUCUGUACUUCUGGAAUAACGAAUACUUCUGUAACUUGGUGAGCGACAACGUGGAGAUCAUCCUGCCUAUCAUGUUCGCGCCACUCUACGAAAACUCCAAGGGUCAUUGGAACAGAACAAUUCACGGCAUGGUAUAUAAUGCCAUGAAACUGUUCAUGGAGAUCAACCCUCAACUUUUCGAUGACUGUUCUCAUGAGUAUAACGAGCAGCAGAACAAUGCUCCGGCAAGGGAAGCUCUUCGAGAGAGGAAGUGGGCAGCUAUCAAGGAGCAGGCCGGCAAGAGGAAAUCCAAUGGCAUCUCCCGUAGCGACAGUCCCGCUUCGAAGACAGCUAUGUUGCCACGCGUGGAAGAGGCCGACUCUGUAACAGACGAUAACCAGAAGAGGCUGGACUCGCUCAAGCUACAGGAUGGCGACCGUUGGGAUCGCCGACCCCAUGAACGGCAAAGCUCGGUAGGCUCCUCCUGA
This is a messenger RNA of Anthostomella pinea, 1977 nucleotides long. The record is from the annotation of a GenBank genome assembly. Lineage: Eukaryota; Fungi; Ascomycota; Sordariomycetes; Xylariales; Xylariaceae.